Molecule: messenger RNA, 1957 nt
Organism: Ceutorhynchus assimilis (cabbage seed weevil)
Lineage: Eukaryota; Metazoa; Arthropoda; Insecta; Coleoptera; Curculionidae
Source: the annotation of a GenBank genome assembly
CAAAAAUUGAAUCGAAAAAAAAAAUCUCAUUUGUUGUUGUGGUGCGGUAGCCGAAAGUUGGUUCUGUUUCAAACCUCCCGAAGCCAAUUUUGGGGACCCGAAAAAAGUGCAGAUUUCUCACACAAAACCGUGCACCGAAGCCCUGUGCGGAGUUCCACAUUGAACAACCCACCAAAUGAUUGCAGCAAAUUGAAAAAAAAAAGAAGUUUAUCGAUCGGACCAACAAAAAAUGCAGUUUACAAGAGAUUUAUUAUCAAUUGGUAGCCGGACAAAACAUCUACUCCACUGUGUAUUGUUCGUGACGAUUUUGGUCCUUUUCCAAUAUUUUUCCAGUACUUUAAAAGUGCCGGAAGCGUCUUUGGCUGAAAUAGACCCUUGGAUCCAGUACGGUAUUUUGGGUGCCUGUAUACUUUACGCCUUAAGAUUCGUGACAUUCCUAUCGUUGCCUCAAGUAGUUUUUAAUCUUAUAGGGCUGACUUUUUACAAUUGCUUUCCGGACAAAGUUACGUUGAAAGGGUCACCCUUGUUGGCCCCGUUUAUAUGUAUUCGGAUCGUUACGAGGGGCGAUUUUCCCGAUUUGGUCAAGCACAAUGUUAAUAGGAAUAUGAAUAAGUGUAUCGAUGCCGGGUUGGAGAAUUUUUUGAUUGAAGUUGUGUCGGAUAAGUCUAUUGGGUUGGAGAGCCACAGGAGGAUUAGGGAGCUGGUGGUACCUAAAGAUUAUCAGACUUCUUCGGGAGCUUUAUUCAAAGCCAGAGCCCUCCAGUACUGCCUUGAAGAAAAAGUCAACAUCCUCAGCGACAACGACUGGAUCGUCCACUUGGACGAAGAAACUCUACUCACCGAAAACUCGGUACGAGGAAUCCUAAAUUUCGUAAUGGACGGCAAACAUCACAUCGGACAAGGCUUGAUCACCUAUGCCAACGAAGAAGUAGUCAAUUGGAUCACUACAUUGGCCGACAGUUUUCGAGUUUCUGACGAUAUGGGCAAAUUACGGUAUCAAUUCUACAUGUUCCACAAGCCCUUGUUCAGUUUUAAGGGCUCGUUUGUUGUCACACAGGUCGCAGCAGAACGUACAGUAUCGUUCGACAACGGCCGCGACGGAUCGAUAGCCGAAGACUGUUUCUUCGCGAUGAAAGCCUACAGCAUGGGCUACAGCUUCAAUUUCAUCGAGGGCGACAUGUGGGAAAAAUCACCUUUUACCCUAAUCGAUUUCAUCCAGCAAAGAAAACGCUGGCUCCAAGGAAUCCUGCUAGUUGUUCAUUCCAAACAAAUCCCAUUGAAAUACAAAUGGCUUUUGGUUUGUUCAUGUUAUAGUUGGGUUACUUUACCGUUAUCGUUGAGUAAUGUUUUGUUAGCAGCUAAGUUUCCUAUUCCUUGUCCAGUUGCGAUGGAUUUUGUUGUGGUUUUUAUCGGUAGCGUCAACGUUUAUAUGUUUAUUUUCGGGGUGCUAAAGUCUUUUAACUUGUACAGGUUCGGGUUGGUUAAGUUUAGUUUAUGUUUGUUGGGCGCGGUUGCCGUAAUGCCUUUUAGUUUAAUUAUUGAAAAUAUUGCGGUGAUUUGGGGCUAUUUUGGAAACAAACACAAAUUUUAUGUGGUCAAUAAGAGUGCGGGCACCCCGGUGACUGUUUGAAGGGUUUUUUUCGGGUUUUUUUUUUUCUGUGAUAGGUAAAUAUUAUGUAGGGUAGACAGGCGAUCUCAUUCUAAAAAAAAGGUUAAGCAUUAUCAAGACGCAAUAAUAUUUUUAAUUUUAGUUGUAUGGUAAUACUACACUUAAUGCUGGGACCACAAAGGUUUUUACGUUCGGAAUAGGGAGAUUGAAUGUAAUUUUGAUAAUUUUCAAUUGAGAAAUCGUGUACAAUCUCGCAACACUGCCUGAUAACUGCGAAUGAAAUUCUAGUUGAGCAAAUUGGAAAAAUUGUGCACAAUCUUGCAACACUGCCUAAUGACUAGGAACAUU